CACUUGGAGGGGCGUAGGGUUUCCUUGAGGAUCUUGGUUAAGUUUGGAACGAAGCUGUCCCUGGAAACACCCAGCCAUGUCGGACGCGGUAGUCAGUUUCAUGAAGGACUUUUUGGCGGGUGGCAUCGCCGCUGCCAUCUCCAAAACAGCUGUUGCCCCCAUUGAGCGGGUCAAGCUGUUGCUACAGGUGCAGCAUGCCAGCAAACAGAUCACCGCCGAGAUGCAGUACAAAGGGAUCAUUGACUGUGUGGUCAGAAUCCCAAAGGAACAGGGCUUCAUCUCGUUCUGGAGAGGCAACCUGGCCAACGUCAUCCGUUACUUCCCCACCCAGGCCCUGAACUUCGCCUUCAAAGACAAGUACAAGAAGAUAUUCCUCGGUGGCGUGGAUCAGAGAACGCAGUUCUGGCGCUACUUCGCCGGUAACCUGGCAUCUGGUGGUGCAGCUGGAGCCACGUCGCUCUGCUUCGUCUACCCGCUGGACUUUGCCAGAACGAGGUUGGCCGCCGACAUCGGCAAGGGCCCCGCAGAGAGGGAGUUCACCGGUCUUGGAAACUGCAUCGCCAAGAUCUUCAAGACCGACGGCAUCAAGGGCCUUUACCUGGGCUUCAAYGUGUCAGUGCAGGGUAUCAUCAUCUACAGAGCAGCUUACUUCGGAUGCUUCGACACAGCCAAAGGCAUGCUGCCAGAUCCUAAGAACACGCACAUCAUCAUCAGCUGGAUGAUCGCCCAGACUGUUACCGCUGCUGCAGGUCUUGUUUCGUAUCCCUUCGACACCGUCAGACGUCGUAUGAUGAUGCAGUCAGGACGCAAAGGAGCCGACAUCAUGUACAAGGGCACAAUCGACUGCUGGAGGAAGAUCCUGAAAGAUGAAGGAGGACGUGCUUUCUUCAAAGGCGCCUGGUCCAAUGUGAUCAGAGGCAUGGGUGGUGCCUUUGUGUUGGUGCUGUACGAUGAAAUCAAGAAGAUCACAUACUAAACUCGGCCCUCUCCCCAGCCCCUGACASAAACCCUCCACUUUGUUGAAGUCUUAUUCUUGUGAUGCAGAGGCACCAGCCUGGGGGAAGGUGGGGACCUGACCUAAGUUUGUGCCUUAUCAGAAAUGUGUAUAURUGUAUUUAUAUACCUCAUUACCAUUUGCUAAAAGGCUGUCUUUCAGUGUGACAGCUGGUGAAGAUGUGUUGGCACAGACCGUGAUGCUCCCGGUGUUAGUUGCUGAGGCCCGUAUGAUUUGUUGCGGCCACUAUGACCCUUGUAUCGCACCUCCAACUUUAUUUAUUAAUAAAAAAUUAGGCUAUGAUUCCA
Molecule: messenger RNA, 1302 nt
Organism: Austrofundulus limnaeus
Lineage: Eukaryota; Metazoa; Chordata; Actinopteri; Cyprinodontiformes; Rivulidae
Gene: slc25a4
Product: solute carrier family 25 member 4
Exons: 4
Coding region: 77-976 (299 amino acids)
Biological process (GO): mitochondrial ATP transmembrane transport; mitochondrial ADP transmembrane transport; negative regulation of mitochondrial outer membrane permeabilization involved in apoptotic signaling pathway
Cellular component (GO): mitochondrial inner membrane
Molecular function (GO): ATP:ADP antiporter activity
Source: RefSeq, a predicted model, not a curated record